AUGGCACAGUUAUCAGCCCUUCAAACGCUAUAUCGUUCCGUAACAGAUGAGACUCCAUCUGUUGAUUGUAUCAAGACCGCCCUCCUGACCCUUUCCGCCCCUCAGCGAACUCUGUUGAAUGAAGUCUGCAAGUUGUUUCAGCUUCUGAUAAUCCUCCCAGCAACAAAUGCCAUCUCUGAGAGAUCAUUCAAUCAGUGUUCUACGACGUAUAAAGGAACAAUGACAAUGUCUCAGGAACGGCUUAAUCAUCUCAAGAUUCCGCACUACCACCAGGACAUCACUGACAGUCUUGAUCCGAAUCGAAGUCUAUUGCCAAUGACCAUAUAA
Molecule: messenger RNA, 327 nt
Organism: Paramuricea clavata
Lineage: Eukaryota; Metazoa; Cnidaria; Anthozoa; Malacalcyonacea; Plexauridae
Source: the annotation of a GenBank genome assembly